GGAUGUGAUAACAUAAUCCGGCUGUACGAUUCCGAGGUGACUCCCAGAUAUCUAUUUAUAAUCAUGGAGAAUGGCGAGAUUGACCUGGCGCACAUGCUUAGGAAGUACAAGGGUGGCAAGUUCGACGAUGAGAACUAUCUCAGGCUAUACUGGCAGCAGGUAGGUAAAGCGGCUCGAGCUGAAG
Messenger RNA from Sphaeroforma arctica JP610, 184 nucleotides. RefSeq lists its product as hypothetical. The record is from RefSeq and is a predicted model, not a curated record. Gene Ontology annotation, biological process: protein localization to kinetochore; mitotic spindle assembly checkpoint signaling; meiotic spindle assembly checkpoint signaling. Gene Ontology annotation, cellular component: spindle; kinetochore; nucleus. The transcript has a single exon. Gene Ontology annotation, molecular function: protein serine/threonine kinase activity; protein serine/threonine/tyrosine kinase activity. NCBI's taxonomy places the organism in Eukaryota, Ichthyosporea, Ichthyophonida. The annotation marks the transcript as partial.